GGAAUUUAAUCAUUUAUUCUGUGAUAGCCGAAGCACCCGAGGCCGAUAAGAUGUUACCAUAGAUAAUAUAUAUUAUGUUACACUCUGCUACCACUCUACCAGUGAUUAAAAAAACGACUGUAGUUUACAUUGACCACGUGCUUGACCAGUAAGUUGUUGUGCUUGUUGCUACUAGCUUGAUAAAGGAUCAACUGAACAUUGAACAAAAYAAACUCAAAAUACUUAAAAUACUUGUCGAAAACUUGAAAAUGCUUUUAAGAUAUUAUCGCGGUGAAGACGGUACACGGGUUUACACUUUAAAGAAAAUGGAUCCCUCUGGCAACCAAACUUUAAGUGCCCACCCAGCUCGAUUUACUCCAACUGAUCAACAUUCUAAAGAGCGAAUUCGUAUCAAGGAGAGAUUUGGACUUCUACCUACACAAAAACCAGCACCAGAAUACUGAUAUCACACAAUAGCACGCAGAAGAAAGAAAAAAAAUGAACUGAAAACCCAAUUUGUCAACUUUAAUUCAAUAAAAUAAAUUCAUUUUUUUAUCAUAUAACA
Diuraphis noxia (Russian wheat aphid) is the source of this 544-nucleotide messenger RNA. RefSeq names its product Nop10 ribonucleoprotein (gene Nop10). The record is from RefSeq and is a predicted model, not a curated record. NCBI's taxonomy places the organism in Eukaryota, Metazoa, Arthropoda, Insecta, Hemiptera, Aphididae. Gene Ontology annotation, molecular function: snoRNA binding; telomerase RNA binding. Gene Ontology annotation, cellular component: box H/ACA snoRNP complex. Gene Ontology annotation, biological process: snRNA pseudouridine synthesis; positive regulation of telomerase RNA localization to Cajal body; rRNA pseudouridine synthesis.